AUGCAUAAAAUUCUUUUCGAGAAUAAGCUAUCUACUUACUCUCCCUUUAGUCCUUUUGGUUCUUCCAAAAACUCUAUGCCAGGCAUAAUAACAAAGAUUAAAAAUAAGAUUUAAGAUCUAUUUCAACCUUCUAUUAACCCAUCAAGUACAAUUUAACGGAUAUAAUGCUAUAAUGAACAAAAUUUAGAUAAAGAACUAUCCUAUUAAUUUUAAAAUAAUCUUGUAAUUGUAGAUCACAUUAUACCUAACAAGGACCAUAUUCCAAUUUCAAAACGUAAGUCAUUAUAUCCCUUUGAUUUAUAUUUAAAGGAACUUAACCAAAAUCAAAAUUAAAUAUCUGAUGAAGCCAUUAACAAUAAAUAGAUCUAACUAAAACAUUAAGAACCUUAUCUUACUAAAACCAAGAAACAAAUGAAGUUUAAAAAAAAUCAUGCUAAAAUUGAAAAAUCUAGAAAAAUGGAAGGUAAUUUUUGUUUUUAUUUUCAAUAGUCAACACAUAAAAAAGAGACUUUGAGUUUAAUUAAAAAUCCAAGAAUUUAAAUGUUGAAUUAACAUAAGAAAAUUCUUCAGGUUUCUUGUCCAAUAAUUCAAUUAAAAAAAUUAAGUGCAUAGACAACACCAUCGAAAUAGUAAGUCCUUAUUACUAGUAAGAGGAAUAGACUAAAGGAAAAAUGUCUCAAAUAAAUUAAUUUGAAAUUUAAUCUUUUGAAAACAUUAAAUAAAAUUAACAAAUUGGUUGUCAAUAAUUGAGUGAUUAAAAAAACAGGAUUUCUAAAACUCAAAAUAGACAUUCUUGCAACAUCGUUAACUUCAAAUAAUUUAUUUAAGAAAAUUAAUAUUUUUCAAGUUCUACUGGCACUAAUACAAAAGGAGAAACUUAAGAGGCCAUAUUCAAUAUGGAACAUAUUUCCUUCUCUUAAGAAACUGAUUCCUCAAUUUUAGAAGAGAAAUAAUCUAUCAAUGACUCUUUUAAAAUUUAAAAUAAGCUUUAUUCUUAUUUUAAUCCUAAUUUUACAGAAAAAGAUAAUAUUAAUGUAAAUUAAGAAUUAAAACAAAAUAAAUGUUAAGAUGAACUCAAAAUUAUGGAUUAAAAUUAAAUUUCUUCAGAUAAUUCAGAAUAACUAAAGUAGUAAAUUUAAAAAUAAAGAAAUUUGAGAUUAGAAUCAGAAAUUAUAAAUCUGUAGAUUUAAUGUAAUCUUUAAACCUAAAAUGAAAAAAAGAAUUAAAUAGAAAAAUUGGAAUCUGAUAAUUAAGUUAAAUAAGAAGAAUUGAAAUUUCAAGUUAAAUAAGAAGAAUUAAAUAGUCAAAUAAAUUAAGUUAUUACAAAAAAAGAGGAUUCCUGUGAUAAUCAUAAUUAAAAUGUAUUCUUUUCUCAUUCAAUAUAGAAAUUAGAAAAUAAUUAAAAUAUAAAAGAAUUAGAAUAAAAUAAGGAUUAAAUUUAAUAAUAACUAUAAAAUGAAUAAAUAUAUCCAAAGGAAUUGUUUUAAAAAUAAUUAGAUGAAAAACUUGAUAGUCCUUUAUCUUAAAAUACAUUAUUGUCUAUGAAUUGUGAAAGCACAACCAAAAAUUCAAAUAUUAUUUAAGAAAAUGAUAAACAAAAAGAAUUUAUUAUGAAGACUAAUUAAACUUUAGGAUAAAAUAAUCCAUUUUUAGAUACUAGUUCUCAUAUUAGCUCAGAUUAAGUAAGUUAAUAUUUUUUGUAAGGCCUUUUAACAGGAAAUUCUUAAAAUCCUUAACAAUAAUAGUAAAUUAUUAAAGUUCAAAAUCCAUUAGAUAUAUUUUAAAUGUAAAACAAUAAUUAACUUUUUAAUUUUAAUGUUCUUGUUGAAAAUUAAGGUUAUUAAGCUUAAUCAUAAAAUCUAUAUACUUAAUAGUAUCUCACUUAAAAGAAUGAUUAAUGCUUAAUUUAUAAGCAAAUGGAAAUCAUCGAUCAAAUACCACUAUCAAAUUAAUUUCAUUUAAAUUAACAAAACAAUUAUUAAUAACCUAUUUAAAAUUACUAUUAUCCAACAUAUGAAUAGAAAUAAUACCGUGAACCUGUUGCCUUUUAGUAAUCUUAAUCAAGUAUUCCAUGGGUUGGUUUCUAGUCACCUAUUUAGUAAUAGAAUCCUUAUCCAUAAAUGCAGUAAUCUUCAUUUCAAAUAUCAAGCAUUAAUCUAUUUUAAUCAAAUUCCUCUAUGGCAAAUUCCAAUCCAAACUGUUGUUAAGAAGAAAUUACAAACAAUCAUAUAUAUACUAAAUAGGAUGUACUAUCAUUUUUUCAAGAUACUAAUAAGAAAUAAGAUUAAAGUAAUUAAUAAAACAUAUAUUUAGAUCUAUUUACUCUUGAUUCCAUUUAAAAUAGUAACACUUAGGCCUAAAAUUUAAAUAGCAGCUUUACUAGAGGAUAUAGAAAGAAACAAAGAAUUAAUAAUAACUGA
This is a messenger RNA of Paramecium pentaurelia, 2420 nucleotides long. NCBI's taxonomy places the organism in Eukaryota, Ciliophora, Oligohymenophorea, Peniculida, Parameciidae. The record is from the annotation of a GenBank genome assembly.